Molecule: messenger RNA, 384 nt
Organism: Penaeus monodon (black tiger shrimp)
Lineage: Eukaryota; Metazoa; Arthropoda; Malacostraca; Decapoda; Penaeidae
Exons: 2
Coding region: 19-384 (121 amino acids)
Source: RefSeq, a predicted model, not a curated record
AAACGGAAGACUUGCAAGAUGCUGCGUGACCUCGCUCGACCUUUGACCUCGUCUGUGUUAUUGGCUUCUCUUGCUCUCGCUCUUUCGACGUCCAUUGACCCCUUAGUGAAGAUCAGGUUCAUGGACGCCGUUAUAGGGGUGAAGGAUUCUUCUGGCAGUCAGCAGCUGCGGCGCCUCCCUUACUGCCUGAAGAGCGCCGCCCUUCGCAACGCCUCGUGCCCCUGCGACACGGCCCUCUGCCAACACCACCUCAGCUUCAUAGGGGAGGGUGUCAGUACCUUCUGCCUCCCUGCCAACAUCACGGGGCUCUGCUACCGUUCCGAACUCGACCCCGACAAGUCCUGCGGCUGCUGCGUCGUGCAACGCCAAUACCUGUGCGAGUAG